AUAAAGACGUUGGAAAAAUUAGGUACGAAAGUUCCCACAGCAUGAGCACCUGAGAGAGUGAAUCCAACGUUGUAGACCUCGGACUCAUCGACAUCACAAACUAAGCGACCCCAACAAAGUCCCAAUCAUAACUCAACACUUGUCCGACACACAAACCCACAUAGAGGAGGCUGUCUUAAUUUGACACGGUCAUCACAAUUCACAAACACAGACAGAAACAGAGAGAGAGAAGAGAGGAGAAUAAUAAAAACGAGAAGAGAAUAAGGCAGAGGGGUUAGGGGCACCAUGGAGAAUCGCAAGGUGGAGGAGGAUGUGCAUGUUAGGGAGGACGAUGAUGACGUGGCGGUGGAGGAAGAGGAGGAUCAAGGUGUCGUCGGCUCCAGCUUGACCUUGGAGAGGGUCGCUGUGGCCAAGAAAUUCAUUGAGAAUCAUUACAGGGCUCAGAUGAAGCUCAUCAAUGAACGCAAGGAGAGGCGAUUAGUGCUACAAAAGAAGUUAGAGUCUUCUCAAGUACCAGAAGAGGAACAGCUCAAUCUAUUGAAGGAUUUAGAGCGCAAGGAAACUGAGUAUAUACGGUUAAAAAGAAAUAAAAUAUGUGUAGAUGAUUUUGACCUUCUAACCAUUAUUGGCAGGGGAGCCUUUGGGGAGGUAAGACUCUGCCGUGAAAAGAAAUCAGGUAAUAUAUAUGCCAUGAAAAAGUUGAAGAAGUCUGAAAUGCUCAGCAGGGGACAGGUAGAGCAUGUCAGAGCUGAAAGGAAUGUACUUGCAGAAGUUGCCAGUGACUGCAUUGUGAAACUCUAUUACUCAUUUCAAGAUGCUGACCACUUAUAUCUCAUAAUGGAAUAUUUGCCUGGUGGUGAUAUAAUGACUUUGUUGAUGAGGGAAGAAACUUUGACUGAAACUGUGGCUAGAUUUUAUAUUGCCCAAAGUGUUUUGGCCAUAGAGUCUAUUCAUAAACACAACUACAUUCAUCGAGAUAUAAAACCUGACAACCUUCUAUUGGACAAAUAUGGUCACAUGAAACUGUCUGAUUUUGGUCUUUGCAAGCCACUUGACUGCUCAAGUCUAUCAUCUAUAAAUGAAAAUGAAAUCCUGGAUGAUGUGAACUUGAAUGAUACCAUGGAUGUUGAUGGAGCCUUGCCAAAUGGCCGAAAUGGUAGGCGCUGGAAAAGUCCCCUUGAACAACUUCAACAUUGGCAAAUUAACAGGAGGAAGUUGGCAUUUUCCACUGUUGGAACUCCAGACUAUAUUGCUCCUGAAGUAUUACUGAAAAAGGGUUAUAGUGUGGAGUGUGACUGGUGGUCUCUUGGUGCUAUAAUGUAUGAAAUGCUAGUUGGAUAUCCUCCAUUUUACUCUGAUGAUCCCGUAUCAACAUGCAGAAAGAUUGUGCACUGGAAAAAUCACUUGAAAUUUCCAGAGGAGGCCAGAUUGACACCUGAAGCCAAGGAUCUAGUAUGCAGGUUGCUUUCUGGUGUUCCACACAGGCUUGGUACUAGAGGAGCAGAUGAAAUCAAAGCUCAUCCUUGGUUCAAAGAUGUUAUAUGGGACAAACUCUAUGAAAUGGAUGCAGCAUUUAAACCACAAGUCAAUGGAGAGCUUGACACUCAGAAUUUUAUGAAAUUUGAUGAGGUUGACCAACCAAAACCAACUAGAACUGGAUCUGGAACCCACAGAAAGAAGCUCAUAACUACUCAAGAUCUCAGUUUUGUUGGUUAUACAUAUAAGAAUUUUGCUGCUGUCAAGGGGAUGUAUCAAUCUACCGAAGCAGGGGGCAUGUCACCAAAGCGAACAUCCGUUGACUCCACGCAAAGUGACUCUGCAAUAGACUAUUCCACCUGAUACUCAAAGGACAUCACAAAAUUAUAGACGGUUCCACCAUCUGGGAAUGCCUUUUCUCGCUUGAGAACAAUGACCUAUUUUUUUUCUCCAUUUUCGUGUAUAGACCUUGUGUAGCAAAAAUAGGAGGACAUGAUGGUGAGUAAGCUUGCUUAUUUUUCAACCGGAUUUGCCUUACUUUCAGUGCCUACAGCCACCUAUCAUGCAGAACUUAGUGUACAGGGAUAUCUGCAUCACUGAUAGCUCUACUAUCUGUGAAAGUUUUGAAGUUAAAGUACAUGUAAUUGUAAACUUGUCACUGUGACGUGACCACUUGUGCCCAGGUUAGCUACUUAGCUAAGAAACGUGCCAUCACUUGUGGCAUGCAAAUUCUGACCCCCUUUUUUUCUCGAUCCACCUUUGCUAUAGUCUAGCAAGCUAUUUAUUCCCUUUAUGGAACUUGACUCAAACAAUCUUUUGCUUCCAUCAAGUUAGAUAUAGGUCAAGUUUUGAGUUGACUAUGUAAUAUGUUGACAUAAUAACAAAAUCAAGUGAUAUCAAUUGCAACUUUGUUCUUAUUCUGUUUU
Cajanus cajan (pigeon pea) is the source of this 2402-nucleotide messenger RNA. RefSeq lists its product as uncharacterized. The record is from RefSeq and is a predicted model, not a curated record. Gene Ontology annotation, biological process: protein phosphorylation. Gene Ontology annotation, molecular function: protein serine/threonine kinase activity; ATP binding. Lineage: Eukaryota; Viridiplantae; Streptophyta; Magnoliopsida; Fabales; Fabaceae.